Molecule: messenger RNA, 3255 nt
Organism: Sycon ciliatum
Lineage: Eukaryota; Metazoa; Porifera; Calcarea; Leucosolenida; Sycettidae
Exons: 10
Coding region: 470-2614 (714 amino acids)
Biological process (GO): dendrite self-avoidance; homophilic cell-cell adhesion; axon guidance
Cellular component (GO): plasma membrane; axon
Molecular function (GO): cell-cell adhesion mediator activity
Source: RefSeq, a predicted model, not a curated record
GCAAUUCGUUAUCGCUGACCGCUGCUGCAUUUGCACUUACAGUAACCUAUCCCUGGUGGAAAAGGAGGCAAGGAAGAUAGUUGGCAUCGCGUGAGACACCGUGUCAUGUGUCAGAACCUACAUUGUGUGACGUAGCAGUUAUAUCAGUUUCUGCGUCGUGGUUUAGAGCUAGCCUAAUAGUAAUACUAGUAUUAGUAAUACUGAACAUCUUUCUUGUUGCUGCAUGUGCCAGCACCUGCAAGGCCUAACCGGUCUAGCUAAAAAGCUCACUUCGACUUACCAGCGGACACGAGGGCACAUGCUGGUGACCGACGGGACAAAUGAAGUCUCUUCUGCCAACAACCGUCUUCGCAGACCCAACCCUGAACGACUGACAGCCACAGUUCGAGCAGAAUGAUGUCUAUUGUCACAAAGGACCUUCUCUGACACAAGUGUGCGGUGGCGUUGAAGCGCCAGGAUCGACAAAACUAUGGCGAGGAAAGAGGACCUGUUGGCCUCCUGUGUAGCUUCGUGGAUUCUCCUCCUUCUACUGGGUGCUGUCAACUCUGUGUCCGCAGCGGCCACUCCAGGAGAAACACCAACGUUUGUCAUCGAAGCAUGUCUGCAGGAUCAAGGCAAUUUCUCACAGGUGCUCAGCCACAAGUUGGCCGCCAUCUCGGAGAUCAUGCGCCUGUCUGAUGCACAGCGCACUCCCGCCGCGUGCGCUGCUGCGUGUGCCUCGCUGGGCUUUCACCACGCGGGUAUUCGCAAUGACUGGGAGUGCUGGUGUGGCGAGGACACGCGCUACACGGCCGAGGCGCAGUGCAACAAGUGCCAGGGUGACGACAAGCUGCUGUGCGGUGGCCUGGGCGUGAUGGCACUGUACGAUUUAGACCAUGAGUGGCCGAGUUUCCGAUACAAUGGCUGCUUUCGUUACGAGACAGCCCAGGACAUUUCCAAUCUCUUACCUCACACCCAGUGGACUACGUCCGAAGCAGCUCACUGGUCACAUCAGCUGCGUCAACCGGCUGUCUGUGUCAAAUGGUGUCUGGAAAAGGGGUUUCGCUUCGCCGGUUGGACUCACGUCUACGAGUGCCACUGCGGCCUGUUCGUGCCAGACGUUACCGAGGCAACCUGUGAUCCGUGCUUUGCCGACCGACGUUACCUGUGCGGUACCAGAACCCAGAUUGCCAUCUAUGAGGUGGUCCAGGAUCCACCGAGGGCACAGAUAUGCGGUGGUGAGAAUCACACAGCGGUGGCGGGCUAUCCCAUCGGCUUGCACUGUACGGCGGACGGUGAUAGUCCAGUGGUUGUUGCCUGGCAUCGUAUGCGGGGCAACGACAAGAAAGCACCUCUUGGGGAUGCCACACAUAUCCUGGCAGUGACAGGUGAUUUGACAAUUCACAACGCGAAGAAGUCCGACGAAGGCCUGUAUGUGUGCGAGGCGAGCAAUGAGAAUAUGCUGAGCAAGUUGCAGAGAUCGCACACCCAAACCGCUCGUCUAACUGUUCAAUUACCGCCAACGGCUCAUCUCAGUCUGGACAACAAUGGCAAAACCCUACUGUACGGUGAGACGGCAGUGCUGAGAUGUCAGGUUAAAGGUGACGCACCACUCAUCGUGCAGUGGUUCUUCAAGGGUAAACGGCUCGACCCCAGCUCAUCGGCCAAGCACAUCGUCCGCAACCAGAUCGGCAGUGCUGUCGUCUCACUGGAGGUGUUCAACGUUAGCUCUCUUGAUCUUGGCGAAUACGCUUGUGAGGCGACCAACCCAAAGAUUAUCCUGCCUCAGGCACGUGUUCGUCGUCACAGCAUGGAGCUAACGGCUCUAGAUAACACUGUUAUCAUUCCCAAAUAUAUGCAGCCACCAUCAGAUAUGACAGUCAGCGACUCGCAGGACGUGGUGGUCAAACAAGCCGGUGUUGGUUUAUCCGUCGGAGUUAUCGUGCUGGUGGUAGUGCAGGUUUCUCUCAUCCUGCUCAUCCUCACCGUAGCCAUUUUCUAUCGUUACAGGAAGUACAGGGACGAGAAGGACCUGUAUAACGUUAAUGCAGAUGUCAAAGUUAAUCCAGUUGCCACGAACAAGAGCAACAUCAGUCCACCCAUUUCACAGCAUGAGCAGCAGUAUCUAGAUCAGGCCUAUAACAGCACACCCCAGCAAGGCUACCCACUACACAACAACCAGCUCGCACAGACAAAUCAAGAACAGCAGUUAGCGGCAGCGGCCAUGCCAGGAACGCCGUCGCAGGUGCAUCCGCACGACCAGCACGGUGCGCUAGCCGACGGCAGCCGUGUCAAUCUGCCUCCGGAGCCACGCCGUGCAGUAGUCUACAUGGAUGACAUGGAGGAGAGCAUCUGCGAAACACCAAGGCCGCCUCCGCCACCACCCACAUCGCUUCCACCGUCCACGUCACACUACCCCAACCAAGCACGUCCGAGGAACGGCGGCACACUACCGCGGGUCAACAGCACCAACACCAGUCGCUGGUCGCUGAACAGCUGGGGAGGCAGCAACACCCUGCCAGGCCAUGGCAACGGGGGAAAUGCCCAUGGCAACGGACACGGGAAUUAUCCUGCCGACUUCUAUGCGUUGCCUCCUGACGGCACGGCAAGCAGAAACAGUGUGUCCAAAUUGUGAGUGAUGAGGGAGAGCAACGCGUCCAAGGAAGAAGGCGAGUGACACGUGUCGACCAGCGUCUGUUCUUGCUGUGUGUGUGUGUGUGUGUGUGUGUGUGUGUGUACAUGUACAUAAUUGUGUGUGUGUGUGUGUGUGUGUAUGUAUGUUUAUGGUGUUGUAUGUGUGUGUGUAUGUAUUCGUGCAUGCGUGAGUGCAUGCACACGCCAAGAUAUGACUAACUGUAUAAGACUGUUGAAACCUGCGGUAUCCUUUGCAGUGCAUUUUAACUUGUCAUCUGUUAUCACUGGUGUUGCAUAGAUUGAGCAGUACCAGUACCUGUGUCAUAUUUGUCAUGUGUGUUACAUCAAUCUCUGUUGAUGACGACUGGUUAGAUUUCACUUCACUGAGAUCUCACACGUUUGUCUUCUGAUAAUCAUUGAAAUAAGGGGAUGCGAAAAGGAAACGGACAACUAAAACUGUUCUGCGCUAGCUAUAUGCCAAAUGUUUACUGUAAAUGUGAUCCGUUAGAUUUCUCACCUGUUGUUGAGAGACAUGAAAUGUGCCGCAUUGUAUACAUUUGUUUUUAAACCUUUUUUAAUCAAUGAUAUUGUGUGGCUAACAUGAUAUACUCAUUGCCUUUGACUCCGUGCCGUGAAAACCAA